AUGGCCGAGUCCCACCCCACAUUCCAUCCGGACAAACAUCCCAGCGAUGAGACGGAGCAUCUGCUGCCUCAUGAUCCCCCAGAGGAGAUAAAUACUACCUGGACGGCGCGCAGACGGUCGCAUUCCUGGUGGACCAUCGUCGCCGUCACUCUCCUGGUUUUGACCAUGACUGUCCUCUCGCUAGCCAUUUUCUUCACGCUGGGGCUGGGGGUUGGAGCCGCUCCCCGUCGCCCGCAUGGCAAGACCUCCAGUCCCAUCAAGAAUGUCGUGGUGCUGGUGCAGGAGAACCUGUCGUUUGACAACUACGCUGGCGGUUUGACGUACAACCCCAAUAUCGAUGGGUUGGUUCAUCGCGAGUACUGCAAUCCCGCCAACAUCUCCGACCCGCACUCGGCCAUGGUGUGCGCCCAACCCAUAGCGAAGAAUGUCGCGGCGGAUGACCCAGACCACAGCAUCACGGGCGGAAACCAGCAGGUGUACAGCACGUAUCAUCCCGACUACGAGGCCAACUCCCCCGGCAUGCAGGGCUUCAUCGCCGAGCAGAUCGCCGCCUACGGGAUCAUGGGGGACCUGUCCCGGGCCGCCGAGGUGAUCAACUACUACACCCCAGAGCACGUCCCCGUCUUCAACGCCAUGGCGCAGAACUUUGUGCUUUUCGACCGCUGGUUCGCCGCGGUCCCCGGACCCACGAACCCCAACCGGGCCUAUCUCACCUCGGGCACGUCGCACGGCCAUGGCACCAACGACGGCGACUUCUUGACCUCGUCGCUGCCCCAGCGCUCCAUCUUCGAGCAGCUGUCGGCGAACGGCAUCAGCUGGAUCAACUACUCCAACACGACCGACUUCCUGCCCGAUGCGCUCUUCUACAGCUGGACGGCCAAGUCCGGCCUGGGCGAGACCAACGUUCGCCCCGUUGACCAGUUCUACCGGGAUGCCCAGGCCGGCGCCCUGCCGCAGUUCACCUGGAUCAACCCAGAAUGCUGCUCGUACAUGUCCUUCCACCCGCCGUCCCCGAUCAACAUGGGCGAGGGAUGGAUCAAGAGCGUCUACGAGGCCCUGCGCAGCUCCCCGCAGUGGAACGAAACGCUCUUCGUCCUCACCUUCGACGAGCACGGUGGGUUCGCGGACCACGUCUCGCCGCCGGAAAAUGUGCCUCCCGGCGAUGACUUGACCUACACGGAGACGGCGCGCGACGGCAAGGCGUCCACGUUCGCCUUUGACCGGUUGGGGAUCCGGGUCCCGACAGUCCUGAUGUCCCCGUGGGUCGGCAAGGGUGUGGUACAGAACAAACCGAGCGGCCAGCCGGGCGAGUUCACCCAUACUUCGAUCCUGAAGUACGUUGCCGACCUGUGGGGGUUGGAGUACCUGUCGCCGCGUGUAGAAUGGUCCGCCAGUUUUGAGGAUCUCAUCACUGACACGUUCCGCGAUGACACGCCUGAGCGGCUGCCUGAGCCAGCUGAUUUCUAG
Aspergillus clavatus NRRL 1 is the source of this 1467-nucleotide messenger RNA. RefSeq names its product putative phosphatidylglycerol specific phospholipase. Gene Ontology annotation, biological process: phospholipid catabolic process. Gene Ontology annotation, molecular function: hydrolase activity, acting on ester bonds. The transcript has a single exon. The record is from RefSeq and is a predicted model, not a curated record. Lineage: Eukaryota; Fungi; Ascomycota; Eurotiomycetes; Eurotiales; Aspergillaceae. The coding region runs from base 1 to 1467 and encodes 488 amino acids.